Ctenopharyngodon idella (grass carp) is the source of this 2125-nucleotide messenger RNA. It is a transcript of the gene rtn4a, whose product is annotated as reticulon 4a. Gene Ontology annotation, biological process: neuron differentiation; brain development; endoplasmic reticulum tubular network formation. The transcript has 7 exons. The record is from RefSeq and is a predicted model, not a curated record. The coding region runs from base 208 to 1167 and encodes 319 amino acids. NCBI's taxonomy places the organism in Eukaryota, Metazoa, Chordata, Actinopteri, Cypriniformes, Xenocyprididae. Gene Ontology annotation, cellular component: neuron projection; postsynaptic density.
UCCUCUAACUAAGCGUCUCCACUUGCUCUAGUCAAACAGUUGCCCCGUUUUGCGAUUUAGGCCCGGGUUAAACCUGACGCACUCUCGUUGGUGUGCUGAAGAAGUUUUGAAAAGACAUUUUCUUAAAUCAGAAGAACUUGCGCGAGUACUAUUUUUGAAUAAGUUACUUUUUUUUUUUGUUAUAGCGGUGUAAAAUUAUUGUUAACAAUGGAUGAUCAAAUAAGCUCCACGACACCUUCAUAUGGCUUUCAGCAUGAUGAAGAAGAAGAACACCGAGCAGACAAACACGUGAACUCGCUGCAGGAUGAAGCAGCUGAUUUCUCGAUUAGAGAGGCAGUGGCUGAUGUUCCAGAGGAUGAUGAUAUUUUAGAUCUGGCCGGAGGAGCGAAAGAUGCGCUCGAGAGGCACAAGUCCACACUGCCACGUACCGAAGAGCCACUGCUAGACUUCGCAGAACCAGAACCAUCAUCCAUCUCUAAACCAGAGCCAGAAGCUGUCAAGCCAGCACUGAUCAGUGCAUUUGGAGAUGCAACAACAAAACCGACAAAACCAGAAGAGAAGACAACAGUUACCCCAUCUAAAUCUAAAUCUUCAUGUUCAUUGGUGGACCUGCUGUAUUGGCGAGAUCUGCAGAGGACGGGGGUGGUGUUUGGAGCCAGUCUGUUCCUGCUGCUGUCCCUCAGCGUGUGCAGUAUUAUCAGCGUGCUCUCCUAUGUGGCCCUUGCCCUGCUGUCUGUCACCAUCUCCUUCAGGAUAUACAAAGGCAUUUUACAGGCUGUUCAGAAGUCAGAGGAUGGGCACCCCUUCAAGAUGUAUCUGGAUAAGGAUAUCGCAAUCCCUACGGAGAUGGUUCAUAAGUACAGUGACACAGCUCUGGGGCACAUCAACGCUGUCGUUAAAGAGCUGCGACGACUCUUCCUGGUGGAGGAUCUGGUGGACUCACUCAAGUUUGCAGUUCUCAUGUGGAUCUUGACCUAUGUUGGUGCCUUGUUCAAUGGUCUCACCCUUCUUAUUUUGGGUCUCAUAGGUGCUUUCAGUUGGCCAGUGAUCUAUGAAAAGCAUCAGGCACAAAUUGACCAUUACUAUGGACUGGUGAACAAGCAAAUCAAAGAUGUUGUGGGAAAGAUCCAGGCCAAGAUUCCCGGAGCAAAGCCAAAGACUGAGUGAAGAAAGUUAGAUUGUGUGUUAAUUCUGUGCACGAGAAGUGAUGAUGGAACAAGAAUCAGAACAAGACGGACAGAAUCGUGUUUGGUUUGGAAAAAGGCCUUAGACGAUGCAAUGUAAACUUUAUUCCCCCCCUCCCCCAGUGUUUGAAAUGUUAGUGUAACUGAGAAUGAAACCUUUUUAAACCUCCCAUCAGUUUCUCUCACAAGAGUCGUCAUCACUGUCUUUCAGAGUAGAUCUAUGUUUAAACGCAGCUACAUAACACCAUUACAGAAUGUAGUCCGAGGAACUCAUGUCAGCGAAGGCAGGAAUCGAUGAGAUUUUUUUCGUUUACUAUUCGGUCAGUGACGCGUUAACCUUUUUUGAAGGUCAUUUUGAUUCAUUUCAGUAUGAUAAAGGGAGUGAAUUGUUUUGGUUACGAAGUUCCUUCACAAGUGUUUUGAUUUUAGCAAUUUUUUUUUUCUUCCUAUUUCGUUCGUACUUGGCGUGAUAGAACACAGCGGUGUUGUGGUGUAACUGUGUUAAAGUUGAUGAAAUUAGAUCAUGUUAGAGGUGAAGAGGCUUCUAGUCUUCUGUAGCAGAGUUUAAGAGCAGUUUUAUUUCGCACUUGUCUUCAAAGGGAUCUGUUACGGCAUAUUGCACCCAACUAUUCAUAGUUUUUAGCCGUUAAGUGAAAAAGUAAAAAAAAUAAAGUGAACUAGAACGUAUGCUGUCAGCCUAUCACCUUCCUGUCAUGUCAAAAAUCACCAACAUGUUUGCAGAAUUUGCCGUCUCCAUCGUGGAUCGAAUACCUGAAACGGCACACGCUCUUAAAAACUUGCAAACAUCAAGCACUGUUUCUUCAUGCAGGUCAUUUGUAAAAGAUAAUUCAGUUUUGAUGGAAAAUAUGCUGAAGACUGUCUGUGGAAUGCUUUGUGAAAAAUAAGCCAAUAAAGUACCAAUAAAGCUUGUAGACAAACUA